AUGAGCUUCCCACCGGAUGACCUCAAGGAGUUGCUGGAGCGCAUCUCUAAUAUCCUAAUACGGAGAAAUGAAACCAUAGCCGUUUCGGAGGGCGCGUGUGGAGGACUACUCGCUGCGUACCUGGUAUCGAUUCCAGGCGCCUCGAAGUUUUUUGAUGGAGGGAGACUUCUAUAUAGUCUUAAAUCGCGACUCAGACUUAGCGGAUGGGACUCCAAGGAUAUUUCUCUAUACACUGUGCCCAGCGAAUCUGGGGCUUUGAAAAUGGCCAGGAAUCUGCGGAUCGAGCUCGGUUCCACCUACGUUUUGUCAGAGACAGGCAUUGCUGGGCCAUCUCAUUCGAUGGCUGGGGAUGGCGAUGGGAGUUUGAGCCAGAAUUCAAUAGAUCUGGGGACAGUGUACUUUGGAUUCUGGGGCCCCAACGGUGAGGAGUCUUGCACGAUGCACACGGGGCUUUCGGAAAGAUCUCAGAAUAUGCAGCAGUUUGCACGACUUGGCUUGCAGUUCUUGUUGAGCGUUUUGGAGAAGCAGUAA
This is a messenger RNA of Kuraishia capsulata CBS 1993, 531 nucleotides long. RefSeq lists its product as uncharacterized. The record is from RefSeq and is a predicted model, not a curated record. NCBI's taxonomy places the organism in Eukaryota, Fungi, Ascomycota, Pichiomycetes, Pichiales, Pichiaceae. The transcript has a single exon. Bases 1 to 531 code for a protein of 176 amino acids.